Molecule: messenger RNA, 675 nt
Organism: Postia placenta MAD-698-R-SB12
Lineage: Eukaryota; Fungi; Basidiomycota; Agaricomycetes; Polyporales; Adustoporiaceae
Exons: 2
Coding region: 1-675 (224 amino acids)
Biological process (GO): negative regulation of protein kinase activity
Cellular component (GO): nucleolus
Molecular function (GO): protein kinase binding; protein kinase inhibitor activity; double-stranded RNA binding
Source: RefSeq, a predicted model, not a curated record
AUGUCCGCUUCACCUGCCCCUGCUUCCCAGCCAGUCACAGCCCCUGCUAGCCGCCAUGCCGCCGAACCCAUCGACCGCCAGCGCAUGCAGCUGGAGAAGCUGCUCAAGGAUCCCGCCAAACCCGCCUAUAUUCCGCCGCCACCGAAGGAGAAGACCAUUCGGCCGGCGCGAGAGAUGAUGAAGAAUGUGCAGGGCUCGAGUGCAGGAGCUGGCAGCGGAGAGUUCCACGUCUAUAAGGCUAGCAGGCGGAGAGAAUACGAGCGACUCAAGUUGAUGGAGGAGGAGGCGCAGCAGGAAGCCGUCAUGGGCGAAUUUGAGCGCAAAAGAAAAGAACGGGAAGAACAGGCGGAAGCCAAGACCGCGAAGAACCGCGCGAAAAGACAGAAGAAGAAGGUACGGGGAAAGGGCAAGGGCCCGGAGAAAGAUGGCGGGCAGGGUGAUGGCUCGUCGGCAGGGGCACCGGACGUCCCAUUAAAGAAGCGUCGCUUGGUGAACGGCAAGGAGCUUGUCUUUAAGCGGCCAGGCGAGGACAGUGACGACGACGAAGACGAUGAGGACGUUGGUCCUGGUCCUGCAGAGUCUGAUGGUAGAAACGACACCUCUGCUCUAGAUCCGACACCUGUCCGGAUUAUAGACACACCCAGGAUCAUUAUCCAUGAGGAGGAUAAUAUGUGA